GCAUUUAUUAUGAAGCUAAGAUAUACCCCAGUAAAUACCCUCAAAAUUAUUGUGUGCUAUAUCUUCUCCCAAUUUCCUCUUUCUAUUUAAGCUCCUCAUCUUUCUUCCUUAUCUCUUCAACCCUCAUACAUACAUACUAAAAAAAAUCCACAAUCUUAAAUAAGCACCUUGUUCUCUUAUCAUACAUUUUAUACUCGUACUUCUUUAUCACUUUCAACUCCUCUAUAACUUAAAUCGUAUUUUUUUUUCUAGGUGAUCAAUCAUUAUCCCACAUAUAUAAGAUUCCUGAUCUAGAAUUUGGACUCGAAAUUUGUUUUUGUGUUUUCUAAACUUUUUCAUCAACGGGGUAUCAAAUUUUUUUUUGGUGGGAGGAAGGAAUAUGAGUAACCCGACUAAGCCAAGACUUCAAGCCGUGUUCCAUUUGGUUUCUUACUUGGGUGAUGUAUUCCAAAGUCUUUUAUAACCCAAAUUCAUUUGUUUUUUGAAUCCAAUUUAAGGUAUUUGAUUUCUUUUUCUUUUUUGUUACUUGACACACGUACGAUUUUGUGAUUUGUUACGAAAAAAUAAAAAUGGAGGGAUUGCAAGAUAAGAGAAAGAAGGGAAAUGUGCUAAAAAAGACAUGGGAAAGAUGCAAGUCUAUAGGUCAUGGUCAAGUACUAGUAAGGGUACCUUCAACAAGUCUUCUGUCGAUAUCAUCGUCACCCGAUCGUAGUCGUCCUAUGGUGAAGAGCAAAUCAUGUUCAACACUUUGCCUUUCGAGCCCUCUUAGCCCAAGACUCGACAAAUUAUCUGGGUCGAAUAAUAGGAACCCUCGGGUGAGCCCUUUAUCACCCAAGGGUUGCUUAUCUGUCUACGUGGGGCCCGAUAAGCAAAGGUUUGUUAUCAAAAUUAGUUGCACAAACCACCCCCUCUUUAAGGUGUUGCUUGAACAGGCUGAAUCUGAGUAUGGGUUUCAUGAUGGCCCUAUAAUGCUUCCUUGUGAAGUUGACUUGUUUGUCAAAGUCUUAUAUGAGAUGGAAGCAAAUGAUCUUGAGGAUAACACCAAUAGCACACGGUGUAAGUUUCCAAGGAGUCGCAGCUCGUACCACCUUCUCACCACGUCUAGUAGACUAAUCGCUUAAAUCAAUGAUCACUAUUCAAUGUGUUCUUUGUCCGAGACUAAUUGUCACGUUGAUGGUGUUAUUUGAUCUAGUGACGUGAAAACUAGCUAAUAAAGUUUCGACAAAGAGGUAGUAACUUCUUUUUUUUUUGCCUUGGUGUUGAUUUGGUGCCAUAAGUUUUAAUUUUGGGUGACGACGUAUCUAGUGUUAGAUAUCAUUGUUGAGCAACCUUCAAUGUACUAAGAACAAGGUCAUUAGAAAAUGUGCAAUUUAUUAGCUAUGUAAUCAAUCGUGGGAUGGAAGUGUAAAGUAUUGGUAUUGCGCAAUUAAGCUAUAUAGUUAUAUACUUGGAUUUAUACAUUUGCAUAAUAUAUAUAUUUUUCGGAUUGUUUAUAUUGAACAUUAUUA
This is a messenger RNA of Chenopodium quinoa (quinoa), 1508 nucleotides long. Its product is annotated as auxin-responsive protein SAUR72-like. NCBI's taxonomy places the organism in Eukaryota, Viridiplantae, Streptophyta, Magnoliopsida, Caryophyllales, Amaranthaceae. The coding region runs from base 570 to 1121 and encodes 183 amino acids. The record is from RefSeq and is a predicted model, not a curated record. Gene Ontology annotation, biological process: response to auxin. The transcript has a single exon.